This is a messenger RNA of Daldinia childiae, 3207 nucleotides long. RefSeq names its product Ribosome assembly protein 1. Gene Ontology annotation, cellular component: ribonucleoprotein complex; cytosol. Gene Ontology annotation, molecular function: GTPase activity; GTP binding; ribosome binding. The record is from RefSeq and is a predicted model, not a curated record. The transcript has 4 exons. Lineage: Eukaryota; Fungi; Ascomycota; Sordariomycetes; Xylariales; Hypoxylaceae. The coding region runs from base 1 to 3207 and encodes 1068 amino acids. Gene Ontology annotation, biological process: cytosolic ribosome assembly.
AUGCCUGUUGUCACCCCGGAGAAAUUAGCUGCUCUGCAGCGGCACGCAGAUGAUAUAAGAAAUAUCUGUAUCCUUGCUCAUGUUGAUCAUGGCAAGACGUCCUUAACGGACGCUCUCCUUGCUACAAAUGGCAUUAUUUCGCCAAAGCUUGCCGGCAAGAUCCGGUAUCUUGACUCACGACCCGAUGAGCAAAUUAGGGGUAUCACUAUGGAAUCUUCUGCCAUCUCCUUAUACUUCUCUAUGCUCCGAAGACCUGCUCCAGAUGCUGCACCUGUACCUAAGGAAUACUUAAUCAACCUAAUAGACUCACCCGGACACAUUGAUUUCAGCAGCGAAGUAUCAACCGCAUCAAGAUUAUGUGACGGAGCUGUUGUGCUAGUCGAUGCCGUCGAGGGUGUUUGUAGUCAAACUGUCACUGUUCUCCGUCAGGCGUGGAUGGAGAAAUUAAAACCUCUUCUGGUUUUCAACAAAAUAGAUCGACUGAUUACCGAGUGGAAAAUGACUCCAGGUGAAGCUUAUAUCCAUCUAAGCAAGCUUCUAGAACAGGUGAAUGCCGUUUUAGGAAGUUUUUUCCAGGGAGAACGUAUGGAGGAGGAUCUGAACUGGCGAGAACGAAUAGACGAGAAAGUCGCUGCGGCUGCUGCAAGAGAAUCAAAACUCGGAGAUAUCGAGAGCGAAACGGGAGAUCUACAAUUUGAGGAACGAGACGACGAAGAACUAUAUUUCGCCCCUGAGAAGAAUAACGUCAUAUUUAGCAGCGCCAUUGAUGGCUGGGCCUUUACCGUGCGACAAUUCGCUAGCUUAUACGAGAAGAAGCUCGGUAUUAAACGAAGUAUUAUGGAAAAAGUGCUAUGGGGUGAUUUCUACUUAGAUCCGAAGACUAAGAAGGUUCUUGGGCGAAAACAUUUGAAGGGCCGUAAUUUAAAGCCUAUGUUCGUCCAGCUUGUGCUUGAGCAAGUUUGGGCUGUAUAUCAAGCAACUACCGGUGGAGAUCAUGGAAAGGGCGACCCGGCUCUGCUCGAGAAGAUAACAAAAUCGUUAAACAUCACAAUAGCGCCGCAUAUUGCCAGGUCACGAGAUCCCAGGUUACUACUUACAACGGUUUUUUCAUCGUGGCUACCACUAUCAACAGCUCUUUUAGUGUCUGUCGUGGAGUCUCUACCAUCUCCAAAAGUAGCUCAGGCUGAACGUUUGCCUGAGUUGCUAGAAUACUCUCCCGGUUCAUCUCACAUCGAUCCACCUGUUAAGGAUGCGAUGGUGAAUUUCAAAACCUCAAAAUCAGACCCCGUGGUUGCAUACGUCAGCAAAAUGGUUUCCAUACCCGAAAGCGAACUUCCGGGGAAUAAGAGGCGAACUAAUCAGCUCAGCGCCGAGGAAGCCAGGGAACUGGCCAGGAAAAAACGGGCAGAAUUCGCUCGUGCUCAGGCUGCAGAAAGCAACGGGGUGGAUUCCCUUACUACGGCUCUCGAUAGUGCGAAUCUAGAUGACUUCGUACCCGAAGAGGAGAAAAAGAUCGAUCCAGAGCACUUGAUAGGAUUUGCACGGAUAUAUUCAGGUACUCUAUCAGUUGGAGACUCACUUUAUGUCUUGCCACCAAAAUUCUCUCCCGCAAAUCCUCACGCGGCCCCCGAGCCUCAGAAGGUGACUGUAACGGCUCUAUAUAUGCUUAUGGGCCGCAACUUGGAAUCGCUUGAUUCUGUCCCGGCUGGUGUCGUUUUCGGCAUUGGCGGCCUCGACGGCCAUAUCCUAAAAUCGGGAACCCUAUGUAGCCAAUUGGAAGGUUCCGUCAAUUUAGCGGGCGUGGGCAUGGCGGGAAAACCAAUCGUGCGAGUUGCCCUUGAACCGGUUAAUCCAUCUGAUCUGGAUAAGAUGAUCGAGGGUCUUAAGCUGCUUGUGAAGAGCGAUCCGUGUGCGGAGUACGAGCAAUUCGAAAGCGGCGAACACGUUCUGCUUACAGCUGGUGAACUACAUCUAGAAAGGUGUUUGACGGAUCUGAAGGAGAGAUUUGCAAGGUGCGAUAUCCAGGCCGGCGCGCCUAUUGUACCGUAUAGAGAGACAAUUGUGCGCGCGGAAGAAAUGAGACCACCAGCAAAUAAGGAAUUAGGACGCGGCGUCGUUGUUGGCGUCACGAACUCGAAACAGGUCAGCAUCACAAUUCGAGUACGGCCAUUACCCGAAAACGUUACCGAGUUCCUCCUCAAAAAUCCGGGCGCUAUCAAACGUCUUUACUCAGAACGAAAUGCGCUAGAGGAGCCCGAACAAGAAAAUGGAAUCGACGGAGAACAGAAAAUCGAGGAUGAUGAUGAUGAUGAUCUACUCGAAGGCAAAAGCAUAUCUCUCGACGAGUUGAAAAAACAACUACAGGCGAAUUUGGAGAGCGGCAAAGGGCGUGAGGGGUGGAAGGGUGUCAUCGACAAGAUAACAGCUUUCGGACCGAAGCGAACGGGUCCAAAUCUACUAAUAGAUGCAACUAAAGACAGCUAUUUUCCCAAGGUGUUCGCUCCGGAGAAGCAAGCGGAUGACAGCAGCCCGAAGGCAGACGAGACACUCAAGGCCGCGCAUCUAUGCGACAAGGUUACAUAUGCAUUCCAGCUGGCCAUGAACCAAGGUCCGUUAUGUAACGAGCCUGUGCAGGGUGUAGCUGUCAUAAUCGAAGACGUGACCGUUGCGCCAACGGACGAGGAGGCAUCUGCACGGGAUCGUCUUGGCCGGCUUACGGGCGAGGUCAUUAAGACGGUACAGCAAUCUAUUCGCCAGGGCUUUUUGGAUUGGUCUCCACGCCUUAUGCUCGCUAUGUAUUCAUGCGAGAUCCAAGCAAGCACCGAGGUCCUUGGACGCGUAUACGAUGUCAUUACGCGACGUCGCGGCCGCGUUCUCUCAGAACAGAUGAAAGAAGGCACGCCGUUCUUCACUAUCCAGUCGACGAUCCCCGUGGCGGAAUCAUUCGGGUUCGCGGAGGAGAUGCGCAAGCGCACGUCAGGUGCCGCGCAGCCGCAGCUCAUCUUCCAAGGGUUCGACAUUCUGGUUGAUGAGGACCCGUUCUGGCAGCCCUUCACCGAAGAUGAUCUCGAGGAUCUAGGUGAGCUUGCUGAUAAGGAAAAUGUUGCCAAGAGAUAUAUGGAUGGCGUGAGGAGGAGGAAGGGUCUGCUAGUUGAGGGUAAAGGCCAGAGGGUUGCGGCUGAGAAGCAGAAGACUCUGAAGAGGUAA